Trametes versicolor FP-101664 SS1 is the source of this 1272-nucleotide messenger RNA. RefSeq lists its product as uncharacterized. The record is from RefSeq and is a predicted model, not a curated record. The coding region runs from base 1 to 1272 and encodes 423 amino acids. The transcript has 8 exons. NCBI's taxonomy places the organism in Eukaryota, Fungi, Basidiomycota, Agaricomycetes, Polyporales, Polyporaceae.
AUGCCUCCGCGGAAGAAACAGAGGAUCGACGACACUGUGCUCCCAGUAGCAGUAGUGCCCCGCCGCAUAACGAGGGCGUCAACCAAAGCCGCUUUGGCAGACGGGGGCGUCGCCAAGGAUUCACCUGUCAUCGCCAAAACGAAAGCAAAGGUCAAAUCUGCUGGUGAAGCAUGUUUAUCAGCACGGACCAUAGGGCACGAGGAAGCCUUUGACAAAGCGAGGAAGAUCAACAGGGCGCUGGCCGACACGUUCUUCGGCAUUGACGCCAUUACUCGCUAUCUCCCGGUACAGGGAUAUAAUCAGGAACGUUCGUAUGACCCCCAGUGCAAUCGCAUAUUGAGGACCCACGUGAACCGCAUUAUACGGCGAUACAAGGCGCUCCCCGCUCCUGUGACUGCUGAGGCCUUGAGGGCAUUUGCUGUACAAGUGAAGGCAGAUUACGAGGCUCGCUUUCCGGUGUGGCUGAACGACCAAGAAGAGCAGAGGCUGAUCCGCCUCAACGACGCGAGGCGGCAGCGUUUUGAGGAAUUACGAAGCACCGACUGGCAGAAGGAGCUCGACUUCAUGCACCCAUGGGAUAUCAAGACCAUGUCUAACAUGCCUGUCGUCCGGCAGUCGUCCAAAUUGACUGAUGGGGGCAAGUACCCCGCCAUCCUCUACCACCGCUGCUUUACGGGACCCCGGGAAGGUUGCUACAACACUUCGACAUACGCGGUCAAAGAGUAUCUCAAAGAAGACCUAUACACGCGCACGACGAAAACCCUCGUUCACAUGAUUUAUGAGGAGUCACUGUUACUCUGCGGUGACAAAUUCUUGAGUGCUCACAUUCCGUUCAAGCUGAACGACGGCGACGGGCGGAAUCCUGGCGAUGUGGUGAACAGAAUGCGGCGCAUUGUUUCGGCGGUAGGACUGGAUCCGACUCGGGCGACAUUCGAAGAUCUCGAUCGAUGCGACGUGUGGCUACGGUGUGUCACUUGCGAGACAGAACAUCCGAAGGACCCGAUCUUUGCGCGAUUGUGGAGCAGCGCGUACGAGCACGAGGUGGACCCUACCACUCGUGACAGCAUGGGUGUGAUACAGCAAGUCUCACAUGGUACACAAUUCCCAGAGUGGCGGCGUGUAGAUGAGGAAGAUAUGAUCAAAAUCCGAGCCGUCAAGGACGACGAAUAUUGGAAGACGGACUUCGACACUCACUGCUGGUGGUCGUGCUCGCUCUGCCCCAACUUUGACGAGAGGUCCGACGAGAUGGCAAUACAUCUCGAAGAGACGUGA